Messenger RNA from Magallana angulata, 5490 nucleotides. RefSeq names its product high affinity cAMP-specific and IBMX-insensitive 3',5'-cyclic phosphodiesterase 8B-like. Gene Ontology annotation, molecular function: 3',5'-cyclic-nucleotide phosphodiesterase activity. Lineage: Eukaryota; Metazoa; Mollusca; Bivalvia; Ostreida; Ostreidae. The transcript has 21 exons. The record is from RefSeq and is a predicted model, not a curated record. Bases 257 to 3022 code for a protein of 921 amino acids. Gene Ontology annotation, biological process: positive regulation of ERK1 and ERK2 cascade; signal transduction.
GAGGGAGAGGUUUUGUCAUACGUGUUGUCAUAUCUUUGGAUGUCGCAAUAGUGAGUCGGUUUGUUCAGAAAAAAAACCAGCGGUAUCACGCUAGGCGGAAUUUCCAUUUACUUCCGUGUUUUCACGAAAAUGUGAAAUGUGAUAAGCUGUCCAGAAAUGUUUAAGUUUUUCCAAGAGUGGCGACAAAACUUUAUACUGAAUUCAAUAUUGUUUUCGCCUGUUGGAAUUUCUGGAAGCGUUUGGUGUGGCAGUCGGGAUGGGAUGUACACCUAGCAUUCAUGUAAACCAAACAGGUGUUGUAUACUGUCGAGACUCGGACGAAUCGAAUUCACCCCGCGGUUCGUACAGUGCUACUAUUCAUACUCACAUUAUAAAAACCGACAGUUCAGAAGUGACGUCAAUUUCCCGCCCAAUUUCACCCGGAAAACAAAAACGAAAAGAUUGUAGAGAAAAAGAAGUAUCAACAACAUCAAAUAAUGCAGUCGAAACGCAAACUACCAGUGUUCAGAUGAAGAUUAAGCUGGGUAGUGUAGCGAUCACUCUGCCUGACUACCCGCACUACUCUCCGGAGCGAUCCUCUCCCACCAAGCCCUUUGUCAGUUCCCGGAUUAACACAAAACACAACAAAAUCCAUAGAAACAAAAAACCUUCUAGAUCGUCUAAAAGAAUAUUGGUCGAGGACAUAAGCUUGAGCGAAGAAAUCUUGAUAGAUCUGCAGGAUGAGAUGAAUACAGAUAAUGAAGUGACAUUUGGACCAAUGAAGCUGAAACAGAAGAAUUUAUCUAUAUUGCUGGUGUUCGCCAAGGAGGAUGCUCAAAGCGAUGGGUUUUGGUGGGCAGCAGAUAAAAUGGGCUACAAAUGCUUUAUAGCUCACAAUGCUGAAGGAGCUCUAGAGUGUUAUUUGGACAAGCAUCAUGAUGUGGUCAUUAUAGACCAUAGAAACAACAAGAGUUUUGAUCCUGAGGCACUCUGUCGUUCAAUGAGAGCCACCAAGUCCAGCGACCACACUGUUAUUGUGGCAGUAACAAAGAGAAUUGCACCAGAAAAGGAUGAGCCUUCUGUACUUUCGCUGUUAAAAGCAGGAUUUAACAAGAGAAUUCCAGAAAACCACAAUGUGAACUCUUGCAUUAAUGAGUUACUAUGCCUGGAGUAUGGUGAAGUAAGAAGCCAGUUAAAGCUCAGGGCCUGCAGUGCUGUCUUCUCGGCACUGGACAAUAUUUCAGAAGCCGUACAGAUAUGUAAUGAGGACAACCAAAUACAGUAUGUUAACCCUGCCUAUGAGAGAUUGACUGGGUACUCAGCUGAUGAAGUGAUAGGAAAAGAUGCUACAGAAAUGGCCAAAGCAGACAGAAACAAAACAGAUCUACAUGACACCAUCAAUAAUCAGCUGAAGAAGGGCAAGUUUUGGGAGGGUACAUACCAUACCCGGAGAAAAAGCAGCGACGUUGGCAUUUCAACUCAUUGUGUGUUUAGUCCUAUACUUGGACCAGGAGGGAAACUUUCCCACAUUGUUUCUGUACAAAAGACAACCCCAGAUACCUCAUACAGCGAUAGGAUAAAGGAAGCCGAGUACAACCUAGCCAAUGUCAAGUUGGGGUUACCGGUCAGUUUCCGACGGAGAUCUAGUGGGGUGGCCCAUGGAUAUCCUAGAAGGAGAGAGUCUCUAGCCAAGAUUCAUUCCAUGACUGUAGAAGCCCCCAUAACCAAGGUUAUUAACAUCAUAAAUGCAGCACAGGAAAACAGCCCCAUCACAGUGGUUCAGGCGCUGGACAAAGUCCUAGAGAUAUUACGAACCAGUCAAUUGUACUCGCCACACUUUGUACAACCAAUGAAAGAGGGGGACACGAUGACCUCUGACCUUGUGGGCGGGCUGGUUUCGCAAAAUGUAAAACGACAACUCAUAACUAGUUCUCAAGAGAGCAGCAGUGUGUCCCACAGUAAACCUGUGUCUGGUCACCAUAUCCACAUUCCCAACAAUUUGCUAUCACAGAUGCAACCAGAAGUAUUAGAAAUACUAGAACUAGAACCUUCAUGGGAUUUCAACAUUAUCAACUUAGAAAAGGCAACAGCCAAACGACCUUUGGUUCACUUAGGAUUAAAAGCAAUGGCUCGAUUUGGUGUCUGUGACUUUUUACGUGUUGAUGAAAUGACAGUCAUGAACUGGUUAAACUUAAUAGAGGCCAACUAUCAUUCCACAAAUUCUUACCACAACUCAACACAUGCUGCAGAUGUGCUUCAUGCCACAGCAUUUUUUCUUACAAGAGAACGAAAUCAGGCUGUACUAGACCAAAUGGACCAGGUUGCUUGUUUGAUAGCUGCCAUUAUUCAUGAUGUAGACCACCCUGGCUACACUAAUGCCUUCCUAAUCAAUGAGAAGAAUCCCCUGGCACUCAUGUACAAUGACCAAGCUGUUCUUGAAAACCAUCAUGCUGCCUUGGGCUUCCAAUUGUCAUGGAAAGACAACUCUGUCAAUAUAUUUAAAAACCUAACAAGGGAUGAGUACACUCCCCUGAGGGAGACCAUUAUUGACAUGGUGCUGGCUACAGAGAUGAAGCAACACUUCGAACACCUCAACAAGUUUGUCAGCUGUGUCAACAAAAGCACACUGAAACUAGAGGAAACUUCUUCAAUGAGUGGGACUGGCUCACCCGACAGCAUGGCAAUUAUAAACCAGUUGUCCACCCCUGAAAACCGCUCUCUGAUUAAGCGCAUGCUGAUAAAGUGUGCGGACGUCAGUAAUCCGUGUAGAACUACAGAGAUGUGUAUAGAGUGGGCCAAACGCAUUGCCGAGGAAUACUUCAUACAGACUGAUGAAGAAAAGAGAAGAAACUUACCUGUGGUUAUGCCUGCAUUUGAUAGAAAAACCUGCAGUAUACCAAAAUCACAAACCAGUUUUAUAGACUUCUUCAUCAAUGACAUGUUUGAUGCCUGGGAUUAUUUCUGUGAUAUUCCUGAUUUGAUGGCCCACCUACAGGAGAAUUAUCGAUACUGGAAAGAAAAAUCAGAAGAUGAAGCAUCAUGAUGAUUAAAACACUGUUCUGGUUGGCAAGUCUGGUUCUGAGUAAACCAUAGUAACCCAAUUCACAAACCAGAGUAUAAGCCUAAAGUGUGAACCAGAGUAAAAUUAGUCUGAAUGAGAGUGUGAACUGAUGUGAAACAAUAUGAACCAGAGUGAAAUGAGCCAGUGUGUCCCAUCGUGACACAGGUUGCUGUGGACUGAACAGCUCGUUGCUUUUUACCUCAUUUUUGUAUGAACAUGGACACAAGUGCCAGAAGAUAAAGACUCGAGCUGGACCUGUUACCACCCGGGUUGGCAGGGUGUUCCAAGGACAGUAGUACUGACUUGUACUGAUCCCCUCUUCACUAACCCCCAGGAGCAAACAUGCAGUCAUCUCUAUUUUUGUAAAGAUCUCAUAGUUGUAUUUGUUCAAACAAAACCCCAGCCAGAGUGCUAUUGGUGUCUUGACAACCAUCUGUAAGACAUUGGUUUAUCAGAAGACUUGUAAGAGACGUGUGUAUUCUUUGUAUUAUAUUGUUAAAUUAUUAUUGGUCUCUGUUGCUUUUGUGACAAGACUCCAUGUUUAUAGGUGAGUUCUUUGUCCCAGAGAUGGUUGUAUGCAUACUCUUGUUCAUUGUUAAAUUUUUAAUAUUAAAUCAGUUUAUAGUUUAUUUUUUCUCAAAAUUUUUAAUUCAAACAAUUGUGCUAUGAUGUUACAUAUGAAAUUAUAUAGUGACAUGUUCAAGAAUUAUUAGGACCAACUUUCCUUUUGUUGAUGCCCAAAACUGAUGCUAUCGUCAUCAUUAGUGGUUAUAUCAGACUGAAUGCUUGCAGUGUUUUAUACGGAAUAUAGUUCUUUGUAAACAAAAAAUUAUGGUGGUAAAAUAAAAUCUACAAAUAUUGUAGAAACACUGUCCCAUCAAGUGUCAGUCACAACUGGUCCCAUAUUCCUCUUUAAACAUCAAAAUAGUUUGAAAAUUCUUGUGCUCUGCAAAGAGCUGCAUACUAAUUUGGGCGACAAUUACUUAACUUGUCUUUGUAAAGGCUUCUUACAAAGGGAAAGUGAGCUUAAGAUCUAGUCAUAUUUCCUGUUUUGUUUCUUUAAUCAAUGUGAUAGAUUUGUUGUACUGUGAUUUGAUUUGUGAUUUAUGAAAAAAUGGCAAACUUGUGAUAUCGAAUACAAGUUCAGUUGUGGAAAUGCAUUUGCCAAAAAUAUAGAAAAUAUGUAUACCUGUAGGUUAUAAAGCUCACUUGUAUCAACAUCACCCGAUGUUGGGUGCCAAACUAGGAAUUAAUUAUGUACCUCAAUUUGUGAAGAAUAAUAUUGAUACUUGACUCACACAAGUAGAAGCUCAAGUAAUGUCUAUAGUUCAUGUAUAUCAAUUUUCCACGUUGCUCUUGGCCGUCAUUUGCAUGACAGUCCAGGGGUGUCCAUUUCUCAUGUUAUCUUCAUUUGAUGUUUGUCAAGUUAUUUAAUCAGAUGAAUAUACUGUAGUUCUAUAUUUCUAUUAUUUUUUUUUCUUUGUUAGGGAAAAAAUAUUACAUUUUUAUCAUAUACUGUGGAGAGUGUUACAUCUAAUUUAUUUUGUAUGCAUUCAUCAUGUACACUUGUUAGUAUUUAUCCAUGAAGUUUUUUUUUAUGUGGAUAAUGUCUGGAAAUCACUAAGAUUUUCCUUCAGGUAUUGUAAAAACUUUAUCACAUAAAUACCGUAUUCAUUCUUUUAUAUAGCUGUUUUUCUUGAAUGUUUAUUAAAAACGUAUUUACCUCACAAAUAAUGUUCAGAUUUAGCAAAGGGAGGGGGCUGACAGACAACCUAAGCUAGGUUAGGGGAUUUAGGGAUAAUGUUACACCAGUGAAUCUUCUCUGUCUUGGGCUAUUUAUCUCGGUCGAUUCCAUCCAAUCAUCCGUCCAUCAAGGGGUCAAAGGAAUCAUAAGGGUUGUCUUCAAACCAAAAAGAAACAUGAGGAAAAGUCUUCACUCUGUUAGAAAGACCAAAAGAUAUAAACUUUGUAUAGUGAUAGUAUUUUGAAGAAGUUUUACCAAAGUUAUACCUGUAGACUGUAUCAGUGUUUUCAAAAACCGGUUUUUUGUUGCAACUUUUUUCUCAAUAAUUCCUGUGCAUGUACCAAUAUGUGACCGAAGACGGUAGAUGGUGGAUGGAUAUUAAGAAUGUUUAGGACCAGUCGUGUUGAUAUAUAUGAAGUACAAAAUGAGCUCUACCAAUGUUGUGUUUUAGAUUGGUUGAUAGAUAUGUCGGUAGUAUUCUAUUGUUUAGGUAUUUCAUAUUUGAAGUAAGAAAAACCCUCUGCCCUCCGACAGUAAGGGGAGGUAACUGAGGGGAAUAGACUGAGGGUAUGGGUUAUGUAUGUGUAGCUAGUUGUUAUAAGUAUCAUAUUACCAAAUGUUAUACUCCAUGUAGAUAAAUUGAUAUUUGCAUUUUAUUUAGAAUUAAUGUGUUUGAAUUAGAUAUUAUUAAAGCCAUUUCUUGACA